Molecule: messenger RNA, 7658 nt
Organism: Odocoileus virginianus texanus
Lineage: Eukaryota; Metazoa; Chordata; Mammalia; Artiodactyla; Cervidae
Gene: SLC9A8
Product: solute carrier family 9 member A8
Biological process (GO): potassium ion transmembrane transport; regulation of intracellular pH; proton transmembrane transport
Cellular component (GO): membrane
Molecular function (GO): potassium:proton antiporter activity; sodium:proton antiporter activity
Source: RefSeq, a predicted model, not a curated record
UUUUUGGUACAGCAAUUUCCGCUUUUGUUGUAGGUGGAGGAAUUUACUUUCUGGGCCAGGCUGAUGUAAUCUCUAAACUCAACAUGACAGACAGGUAAACCUUUCAUACUGCAACACCUGUGUGGCUGUACUUUCUUACUGGGGAAAGUUUUCUCCAUAUUGAUUCCUGACUUCUCUAUUGUGUCUCUUGGUUUGGCUGGUGAUUUCUGCUGUAGAAUCUAUUCUGAAUUAAUGUGUAUCUCCAAAAUGAAUCAAAACUAUCUUGAAGAAUGUUGAAGAUCUCUAGUCAGAGAGUUGCUGACGGGAAUGAUUUAGUUUCAGGUUUCAAGGGAAUAACUCUUGAUUCAUUAACUGGCUCCCUCACACACACAUACACACACACUGCAGGCUACUACACAUUUGUCCUUUUAUUAUUAGAGAUCACCUGCAGCUCAUUUCUAGAGCUUUUCAAUGGUCAUAAUGGAAAUUUGUCUCCUUGACAGGUUGGGAUGGAGUCAGGGGUGAGGUGUCGGCCUUUGCUCUGGGAUUCCCACUAAAGGGAGUGGGGAGGGGGCAGUGGAAGCAGGCAGGGCAGGGCCUCUGUUGUGGGCACCCGCCCCAGGCUGAAGCUACUCGUCGGACACUCAGAGCUGCUGUCUAGGAGCCCAAUCCAGGAAUUUCCAUAAUCGGCUUAGCAGGAAGCAACCUAGGCAGCUGUCUCUUGGGAAGGUACCAGAUCUAGUGCUAAAAAAGUGCACACACAGAGUGUGACCUGGUUUCUCCUCGCCGAGACAGCCAGUGAGACUGCAACCCGUCUCUGUGUUUCUCUGCCAAGAACCCUGGGUUCUGUCCUCUGGCCCGGCUGGGGCGCUUGAACCCAGCGCUCAGCCCCGGGGGCCUUUCACUGGACCAGCGAGAGCGCUCAGCCUCUACAGCAGCACCUUGGAGCCCUUUUCGUGGGAAAUGUGCCUUCCAUAACAUCAAGUCCAAUCUCGUUUUCUCUCCAGGGACGUAGAUUUCAAAGCUUUUGUUGUAAGAUAGUCUCGAUAUAUAAACACGGAGGGAAAGACGCAUUCUUGUUUCACAGGGAGCAGGAAGCAGAGCAGAAUUGAUGGCCUGUACUUUGUAGGUGUUUUGCAACUGAAAAGAAAUGCUCAAAGCUCAGUGGCUGUAAAGGCAGAUAUCAUAGUAUUCAGUCCUUCAGCCUGUCUGGGGACAGUUGGUUAGAGAGAAAAGAAAUACUUGAUAAAUCCUUGUGACAUUGAAUGGGACGGGUGGAUGGGAUGUUCAGGAAGUGAGGAAUAAAAGGAUUGGCCCUUCGACUAGCAGAGUAAGAUCCAGGUGGAGUUUCUAUGUGGGCAGACACUUCCUUUCCUGUUAGAAAGUGACUGUCACACAGAUUGUGGGGGUGGGAGGGGGUGUCCUCUGGGGAAAUUAGCUCGCGGUUAUAAACCACACAGCUGCAGGGCCUGGCGGAACCCUUCACAGAAGGAAGCUGGCCAGGUGUGUGUCUAGAGCUGGUGACGGUGGUGAACCAAGGAGCCCACUCUGUCUGAAGGGGACUGCCACCUCUUAGCUGCAUCUAGUAAUUACUAUGUAGAAACAUGGGCCCAGAAUGACUAGAUACCUAAUUUUUUAAUUCAAAAGAGGCCAAGUUUCUAGAUUUUAAUAGGGAAUUUUUCCAGUUUUAAAUGUUGGCAACUUAAUCCAGUUUAAAACACCAUGCAAAAAAAAAAAAUGAUAGAGUACUUUUUAAAAUCAUAAAAAAAUAAAAAUAAACCACCAUGCAGGUCACGUGUGGACCUCUGCACUGUAGAAAACAUGAAAUUAACUUUGUUGCACAGAAGAUUUUACUUUAUGGGUGUUUCUACCAGAAAGCGAGUUCCCUCGUAGAUGCACGCUGUAUUAUUUCACCACCCCAGUCCAUUCUCUUUCUGUUUUGUGGACCUUCCUAUCUUCGGGGAUGACAGACUCAGGAAAACGCAUUGUUCAGGUGAACUUCCGGCUCCUGGCCUUUGAAAGACUGGAUCCUGAGGUGUGAAGUGGAGCAGCUGAGGGCAAGGUUCAGUGACCGCUUAGAGGCAGAACUCUCCAUGAUCCAGACAGUUCAUAGUUCAGCCUUUCCAUGUUCUCUGUCAGAAACACUGUGCCCUAGUUUAGAUUCACAACCAAAGCCAUAUGUGCUCUACGGUCUGUGCCAGGUGCGACUCCCCUUACUUCUUAGGGGAAUUUCAGACACCCAAGAAGGGGAGGCACUGCCUGCACACGACCACCUGGAUCCCACAGUCACUGUUGAGCCAGAUUUGCUGUAACACAGGUCUGGCCAUCUCUCCAUCCCUGUGUCCAUUCAUCAGUCCGCCUUCUCCUUCCCGCUGUUCGAUUUCCAGGUCAGGAUGCCACGGGGACUGUUGCAGAGAGCAGCAGUCAGUCCUCUUUGGUGCAGCUGAAACCCGGCACCAUCUCGUUUUAGAAAAAAAAAAGCAGUUUGUUGACUCAUGAAACUGAAGUGUCCCCAGAGCCACGGGCUUCCUGCACGAUAGCCUCUGGGGACCCGGUGUCCGGAACCCCUGCCCUCUCUGUCGUCGCUCAGCCUUUCCCUGGUCAGCCUCACCGCGGGCGUGCUCACCCUGCUAGGCCGCACAAGAGGCUCCAGGCUCACGGUCCCCCUCACUUCAUCCACCCCUGCCAGGAGGGCCAGCCGGAUUCCCGGUGACCUGAUAAGAUGCCUGCUGACGGUCCUCUGACCAGGCUUGGGUCCCCUGCCUACUCCUCGAAGCCCACAGAACCCCGCAGCUGGAGGGUGGGGGGGGCUGGGCUCCACAAAGGAAAGCUGGAGGGCGCUCACUGGAACUGGGGCUGUGGGUGCCCCCUGAAGGAUGAGGGGAGGGCCGGCCGAGCCACACAAAGUCAGUGCCCGAUGCACGACCCACCCACGGCUCCCAGGUCCCCACGCCACUUGGGGAUGUACUUUGUAAAAUUUUUGGCUGCAACUCACUGCUUUCAGGAUCUUAGUUCCCCAACCAGGGAUUGAACUCGGGCCUCUGCAGUGAAAUCGAGGCAUCCUAACCACUGGACCACCAAGGAAGUCCCCAAGAUGUAGUUUUUAGACAUUCUUCUUCCUUCGAGGCCCUUUAUGUUCUGUGGGCUGCAGAGCGAGGGCCUCAAGGCCAGCUGCCAGCAGCUCACAGCCUCCUGGGUUGGUGGGAUUACCUCUCCCGCCCUCCUGCCUGCCUGCCUUCCCCAAAUAGCAGUUCAGAGCCUGAGAACACACCCGUGACUAAAGCAUGGCACCCACCGCCUGGGCGCUCAGGGUGGGGGCAAGAGGUAAAGUCACAGCUCGUAAAGUGCAUGACAGUCUCUGUGGGGACAGGGCAAGUCUGAGAACUGCAGUCUGAGCUGAGACUGUCUUUCAGGGUCUGCUCCUCAGCUUGGGACCUGGAGACCAUCCUCAAAGUGAGCAGGCUUUCCCGUGUGAGUGCGCAUUAACCCAGCUCCCAGGGCACUAUCACGGAAACCAGAAGGCUGGGUUCUUGAUGUAUGAAGAGCUCUGUAGCUGGCCAGGCAGCCAGGAGUCCCCUCCUGCCAGCCACUCCUCUCCCUGAGCUCAGAGCUGGAUGAGCACGGAAGCUGCCGGGGACAGCCAGGGGACAGCACGCCCUGGUCCCAGGCCAAGUAGCCCCUCUUCCCUCCCAGAAGGGAGGGCUGGAAGCGGGUGGAUGGGCCCGAGACUGUCCCCUGAUGGCUCCAGGAAAACGGCGCCAGGCGUAGCCUUUUGAGGGAGUCGAAGGCUUGCAAGAACUCUUGGGGAAACAGACACAUGGGUGAGAGAAUAACCGUCCCAACCCCUUAGGCAUCCCCCAGGGGUGACCUGGCCUUGCCUCCCGCCCAGCCCCCGUUUCUCCGGCCACUCUGGCUCACUGCACCGCCGCCAGAUCUCAGGCAGCCAAGCUUGCUCCACCUCCAAGGGGCUCACUCUGGUCACUGCCCCCAGUGCCUUGGCCUGGCCACCUGCUUUUUGUCACGUAGGCCCUUGUUUCAGCGAUCCUCAUCUCUUCAGAGAGGCCUUUCCUUCCCCCCCGAUCUGAGGGGUCCCCACCCACACCAUCCUGCCACAUUAUUCCCAUCACCCUGACUUCUGUGUAGCACUGGCCGUUUCCUGAACUGGUCUUGGCCCCCGGGCAUUGCUGUGUCCGGCGUAGCGGGUCAGAGCCCCCACUCCGAGUCAGCUGGCCUGUGUUUGCAUCCUGCUUGGGCAGGGCCCUUAACCUCAUCGUCCCUCAGUUUUCUCCUGUGUAAGCGGGGCAGUGUGAGGUGCAAACUGGUUUCGUACUGUUGCUGUGUGGAUUAUCGAGUUACUGUCUGUAAAGCGCUUAGAACAGUGCCUGGGACAUGGUAAGUACCACAUAAGUAUUUGCUGUUAUUAUGGCCUCAGUGCUUGAAACAGAGUAGGCGAUUAGUGCAUGUGUGCUGGAGGAAUUAGACCUUCGUGGUUGCUGGGCUGAGAGCACUGGCCUGGUGGGAGGCAGCCCUGGUUUUGAUGUCUGCCACCCAUGCCGCCCGGCCCCUGGAGCACGCUGGAAGUGCUGCGGACUUUUGGCACUUCCUCAGAUGUUGCAGAUCUGAGUGGAGGCUGGCGACCGUCACAGACGGUACUCUGGUGGCCUGGUGACAAGGGGCAAAGCACAGGUCAAGCCCAGGAGCACAUGGGCCCUUUGGGGGCCAUGGCUCCAGCUGCCCUGACCAAGAAGGCUGGGAUGUCCGUCAUGUGUUUAAGCAGAAGCCUGCCUUCUGUCUCUGCUCAAGAUAAAGGCUCCAUUCUCAUGGUGGAAAACCAGGCCACUGCUCACAGCUCCUUGUGGAGUGGACCUUUCACUGCUCCACCCACAGUGUCGAUCAGCAGUUUUGCAUUUGGCUCCCUGAUUUCUGCCGUUGAUCCAGUAGCCACUAUUGCUAUUUUCAACGCCCUUCAUGUGGACCCAGUGCUCAACAUGCUGGUGUUUGGAGAGAGCAUUCUCAAUGACGCAGUCUCCAUUGUCCUGACCAACACAGCUGAAGGUUUAACAAGAAAAAAUAUGUCAGAUGUCAGUGGGUGGCAGACGUUUUUACAAGCCCUUGGCUACUUCCUCAAAAUGUUCUUUGGCUCUGCGGCACUUGGCACCCUCACUGGCUUAAUAUCUGCAUUGGUGCUGAAGCACAUUGACCUGAGGAAAACGCCUUCCUUGGAGUUUGGCAUGAUGAUCAUCUUUGCCUACCUUCCAUACGGGCUCGCAGAAGGGAUCUCGCUCUCGGGCAUCAUGGCCAUCCUGUUCUCUGGCAUUGUGAUGUCACACUACACGCACCACAACCUGUCCCCGGUCACCCAGAUCCUCAUGCAGCAAACCCUGCGGACCGUGGCCUUCUUGUGCGAAACAUGUGUGUUUGCAUUUCUUGGCCUGUCCAUUUUUAGUUUCCCUCACAAGUUUGAAAUUUCCUUUGUCAUCUGGUGCAUAGUGCUUGUGCUGUUCGGUAGAGCGGUGAACAUUUUCCCCCUCUCCUACCUCCUGAAUUUCUUCCGUGACCAUAAAAUCACCCCGAAGAUGAUGUUCAUCAUGUGGUUCAGCGGCCUGCGGGGCGCCAUCCCCUACGCCCUCAGCCUCCACCUGGACCUGGAACCCAUGGAGAAGCGGCAGCUCAUCGGCACCACCACCAUCGUCAUCGUGCUCUUCACCAUCCUGCUGCUGGGCGGCAGCACCAUGCCGCUCAUCCGCCUUGUGGACAUCGAAGAUGCCAAGGCACGCCGCCGGAACCGCAAGGACGUCAACCUCAGCAAGACCGAGAAGAUGGGCAACACCGUCGAGUCGGAGCACUUGUCGGAGCUCACCGAGGAGGAGUAUGAGGCCCACUACAUCAGACGGCAGGACCUCAAGGGCUUCCUGUGGCUGGACGCCAAGUACCUGAACCCCUUCUUCACACGGCGGCUGACCCAGGAGGACCUCCACCACGGGCGCAUCCAGAUGAAAACGCUGACCAACAAGUGGUAUGAAGAGGUGCGCCAGGGCCCCUCGGGCUCGGAGGACGACGAGCAGGAGCUGCUGUGAUCGAGCGACACCCGGGACGACCCCGCAAGGCCCCAGGCGCGCGCAGGGGCAGCUCUCCGCUCUUCAGGGCGGAGGGAAGGAGGGUGACACCCGGGCCAGGGUCGUCCCAGCCCAGGACUCCGGGCCCUGUGGGCCAGCCGACUGCCCUGCAGCUCCCCUCCCCGCUCCUCACUGGGCCUGACCGCGGCCCGCAGACUGGAGGGCCCCCAUGUAGGUAGAUUCUUCCUAUUGCUUCCAGAGCCAGGGAGCAUUCAUCUGUCCGGCGAGGUGCCCGAGAGGACCGGCCGUGCGGGGUGUCCCGGGAUCGCGGUGCCAGUCACUGACAUCCCUGGCCGCUGCCUUCAUCACGGAGCCCUUCCCUGCCGGGGGGCGUCGAAACCCGCGGGGCUGCGAGCCGGCCGCCGCUUCCCCGCGCCUCGUCACGGUGCCGCGGCUCUCAUCCGAGCGGCGGGCUCAGAACCCUCAGAACCUCGCCCUCCCCUUCGUGAUGUUGCUCUCGCUCCGUGAAAAGGAGAAACCGAGUGACCGUUAUUGUUUUACCUCCGACUGGCACCUCACAGGCUGUCUCCCCAGGCGGCAGGCGGCUCCCGCCUUCUCUGGGAAUGCUGUGAAUGUUUACACUGGAACCGCGCGGGCACAGGCCCUCGGGCCCCGUGGGAAGCUGCAGCCCUGGUUUGGGGGGUGAGCGAGCCUCUGUGGGCUCAGCGCCCUCUGGAGGGGAAACGUGGAGGCGCGGGUUUGUGCGGGCCUGCAGCCGCUGUCUGAAUUCGCGUUAAGUUGCUGCAUUUUGACGGAGCAGUGAGCCUAGCGGUACGUCCCUGACCUGACUCCUCGCUCAGUGCUCGUUCGCCCAGGCCCCUUUCCCUGGGCUCCGCCCGUGCCGUCAGCUCAUCAGCAUCUCUUCUUUCCCGCUCCCUGUUCUCUGCCGUCUUGAGUCCUCUGUUUGUCCCCGGUGCACCCGCUUCCCGGGACCCCCGUGGCCUGGAGCCGGAUGCAUCCGCGCCUCACCCGCCAUGCGCAAGCAGCUCCUGCUUCCUCGGGACUCACGCACAGGGCGCUUGCACGUGCUCGCGCCCUCUUUCUCUCACACGCACACACAGCACCGUGGUCCGGCCCCUGGGCCAUCUCAAGGUGUGAGCUGCCCAUCACCACAUGCAUGGAGUCACUGAGUUGCCCGCGUCCACCACCAUCAGUGGCCCUUUAACACGUCUCUACCCGGCUUGCUCUGUGCAUCCCCAGGCCACCGGCGAUUUCUGUAUGUGGCUCAGGGUCCCAGCUGGAGCCUCGGAACUCGGCACCCCCUGGGGUGGUCCAGUUCAUCGCAGGCACGUCCCUGGCUCCGUUGGGGACCCGGUGGACCGGCGUGGACCUUGGGCUGCAGCAGAGCUGUCUCCGUCUUUUCCGCCCCAGGCAGGGUGGCUCAGGGUGUGAGGAGGAACGGGCCUCAGGACCUUCCCGGACUCGCGUGCCCUGCGUGCAAGGCUGCACCCCUGCCCCCACCCCUCCCCUUUCCCCGGAAGUGUAGGUGUGAAGCCAGGCAGGCGGACAGCCCAUGGCUUCCUUUUUGUGCAUGAAAAGUAAAUCUGUACUUGACUGCUAAAA